AUGUCCACCGCCACCUCUCUUGACCGCUACAAGCUGAUCUUCUUCGUGCCUGUUGAGAAUGCCGAGGCCUGCAAACAAGCCAUCUUCGCAACCGGCGCGGGCUCGUUCCCUGGCGGCAAGUACACCAAGGUCUGUUUCCAGACCCGCGGCCAGGGCCAGUUUCUACCCAACGAGGGAGCCAACCCGGCGGUUGGAAAUGUGGGAGAGGUCGAGCAGUGCGAGGAGUUCAAGGUUGAAAUUAUGUGUCUGGGGCGACCGGUGAUGCUGGAUGCCGUUCGGGAGCUGAUCAAGGCCCAUCCGUACGAGGAGGUCGCCUAUGAAGUGUAUCGAAUGGAGAAUGUAUAG
This is a messenger RNA of Penicillium macrosclerotiorum, 345 nucleotides long. RefSeq lists its product as uncharacterized. The record is from RefSeq and is a predicted model, not a curated record. The transcript has a single exon. NCBI's taxonomy places the organism in Eukaryota, Fungi, Ascomycota, Eurotiomycetes, Eurotiales, Aspergillaceae. The coding region runs from base 1 to 345 and encodes 114 amino acids.